AUGGACCAUGAAAUUAUAUAUUUAAAACCCAUAUAUAUGUGUCCUGAUCCAUUUCUAAAUGAAGAUCCAUGGUUUGCCAUUGAAUAAGAAUACAUGUUAUUUACAAGUGUCGGAACUACCAAUUAAUGGCCGUUAAAUUGGCCUAGAGGAGGUUACCCGGAACCUCUAAUGCCUUAUUGUAAAUAUUAUUGCUCAGUAGGAGAUAAUUCAUGCUUUGGAAGAGGAAUAGCAGAAGCACAUAUUAGAAUGUGCUUAUUUUCAGGAAUCUAAGUUUCAGGGUUAAAUGGAGAAUCAGAUCCGUCUUAAUGGGAAUUUCAAAUAGGAAUCAGUAAAGGAAUUUAGGCAGCAGAUAUGUUAUGGGUUGCUAGAUAUAUUUUAAUAAGAUUAGGUGAAAAAAUGGGAAUUUGUAUAUGUUUUUGUCCUAAACCAUUUAAAGGAGAUUGGAAAGGUUAAGGGGGACAUGUUAAUUUUUCGACUAAAAGUAGUAGAUAGGAAAAUGGGUUAGAUAUUAUUAUAGAUGAAUAUAUACCUCGGAUGCAUGAAAAACAUAUGGAACAUAUAGAAGUUUAUGGAGAAAAUAAUGAAUUAAGACUAUUAGGAUCUCAUGAAACUAGUAUUUAUAAUAAAUUUAAUUUCAAAGAAUGUAGUAGAGAUGUUUCUAUUAGGAUUCCGUCAGUUGUUUAGGAAAACAAUAAAGGAUAUAUGGAAGAUAGAAGACCGGCUUCAAAUAUGGAACCUUAUUUGGUACUUGCAAUUAUAGCUGAUACAUGUCUUUUAGAUUCGGAGUUUUGUGAUGAAAUAUUGUUUGA
Messenger RNA from Ichthyophthirius multifiliis, 809 nucleotides. RefSeq lists its product as hypothetical. The transcript has 3 exons. Gene Ontology annotation, molecular function: glutamine synthetase activity. Gene Ontology annotation, cellular component: cytoplasm. The annotation marks the transcript as partial. NCBI's taxonomy places the organism in Eukaryota, Ciliophora, Oligohymenophorea, Hymenostomatida. The record is from RefSeq and is a predicted model, not a curated record.